GCCUCCCGAGUCCCGACCCGAGAAAAGCGGCUCAUUCUCCCCUCCUCUCCGUUUCGAAUUCAAAAUUCUACCCCUCUUCUUCCAGUAUACCUCGCAGCUUCAACUCCAGGAGUGAGGCCAGCGAGAGGGAGAGGGAGAGAGAGGAUGUGAGCAGGUUGCUUCUCAGCGUCAUUUAUUGCAUCUGCCUACCAUUGAUAGAUCUCCCUUUCACUUCCUUAAAUCCGGAUCUUUACACUUUUUCCUUCUCCGGGCAGAACUCUUUCUCUGAUCCCGUUACUUUGGCUGCUACAGUACUUAAUUUUUACUUCUCGCGAGCUCCAGAUAAAGGAUUCGCGUGUCGCGACGAAGAGAGAUGCGUCGAUCACAGAGUACAGAGAAGCGUCGCAGGGCAUCUGUUCUGAGGCACGAUUUGUCGUCUGCUGGCAACAGUCUUGCGGAAGAAAAUGCUCAUUCCAAGAGCCGGAUCAAAUUAUUGAGGACGGUACAUGAUUCAAAUUAUGAAUGUGACUCAGCUGAAGAGACAAAUUCAAUAACCCUAGAGUUCAAGAGCAGUUAUUCUAAGAAAGCUAGUGGAAUGCCAAUUAAAGCAUUGAUAGACCAAGAGAUGUCUAGAAAAAAGCCAAUAAGGCGAUCAUCACCAAGUUUGAUUGCUCGGCUUAUGGGUCUCGAGGCACUGCCUUCUCCUGAGCCCUUAAAACCACCAAAGGAAGUGAGAAACUCUUCAAAAAAGGUGCUUUCCAAUGACUUCGAUGAAAAGAUCACCACCCAUGUUAACUGUUUAUAUCAGUCAAAAAAUGAAGAACACCCAGAGUUUAAAGACGUCUGCGAGGUUGAGCAAGGGCCAAAGGAUGAGAAGCAGAAGGACCGGAUUGUUAAGAAAGGAACAUCCAGCUUGCGACAGCAUAAAAUUGAUAAAAUUUUUAUGCAACAGAGCUUCAUUGAUUCAACAAGCCGUUCAACCGAACGAAUGCCUCGAAGAAGUAAAGAACAUUUUGAUGCAGAGAACUUAGAUAUGGAUAUUUAUCCACCAUUUCUUCAAAAAGUUCCAAAGCAUCUCCAUGACCGGACUCGCUCUUCGUCCCCUCCACAAGCCAUCUAUCCCUCAAUUCUCAUGGCAUCAAAAGGCAGUCCAACUGCAAGCUUUCAAUCAUCUUUUGGAUCAGAAAAGAAUGAAUCUUUUAGGAAACUUGCAGCUAACUGCUACACUCACCCAUCUAGGGAGCAUAUGUGUUCUCUGCUGAAAAAGUUAUUAGAAGCUCGGAAAGCAGAACGAACCAUCCCUUUGGCAAAUUCAUUGGAUAAUCUUCAGUAUAGUCUUACAAAUAAUUUAAAAUUUCCAGUUCAUGAGAUUAUGGAGUUAUGUAAUGAAGAAAGAGCUCACCAAAAGUUGUAUCACACUGCAGAAAUUAUGGGGCGCAAGAUAAAAGGGUCAAGGGAAAUUUCUAAAGAAGUUACCAAUCAGUUGAAGAGCUCUGCUUCUGAAAGAAAGAAGGUUUCGGUUGCAAAUUUAAAUGAUUAUAAAAAGGAUAAAGGCCCAUGUACUCCAUCAACCACCUUGAACGGGAACAACUUUCAGACUUCUCUCUUGACUUCUAAUAUCUAUGACUCAAAUCAUUCAUUGUCAUUUCCAACCGAGUCAUCAGUCACUAAAGAGGCUAGAAAACGCAUCUCAGAAAGAUGGAAAUUGACUAACCACUUUCAGGAAAUGGGGUUUUCUAAUAGAGCAUCAAGUACUUUGGCAGAGAUGCUAACUUUAUCUGACAAUGAGACACCUAAGAUGACUUUAGAUACUCCAGCUGUUAAGAAAGUCCCAGAAAGAAAGUUUGUUAGACAAGAUUUUAUAGAACCAAGGAAUCAUCCUUUGGGAAUCAGCAGCAAGGAUGGUUGGAAAGAUGAUUUCUCUAGGAGUGUACCAAGGUCCAAAUCUCUUCCAGCUUCAUCUUUAAUCCGUGAAAGUUCUCAGAGGAACUCCAGAAAUCGACGGGGAAACCGUGCCGACAGAAUUAUGCAUAAGAAGGUAGAAGGAAUGAGUAACUGGGUGCCUCUUGAUAAUGAUUUCAUGAGGCAGAAAAACACUGCACUCAUGAACCUGAAAUAUGUUGGUAAAAAUGACGAGCAUCAUUCAGAUGGAGAAGAAAAUGCAUUAAUUGAACGGGAGAUUCAUGUGAGUUCAGAAAAACUAAAAAUUAAUAAUGAUUUGAGACACCUUCCUGAAAAGCAGAAUAAAGAUAUUGAGCUCCCUGAUGAAUGUGCUAGUGAAAUAAAGGAUAUGGAUGACAAUCUAUCAGUUUCUCAAAGUAAUGCCGACAACUUUUCUUUAACAUAUAGAGAAAAUGGUCUUGAGAGGCUUCAGGACUAUACAAAAUCAGAAAAGAAUGUGAUACUGUCAGAGUGUGAUGAACAUGAGCCUGCGCCAAAGGAACCCUUAAUCAACCAUGUUGGAGAUCAACUUCUUGCUGCUCACUGCGAUAACUCUGAAUCAGCUUGUCCUGAAAGUUACAAGGAGGCUGAUCAGCCAAGUCCAGUUUCAGUUUUGGAGGCCCCAUUUGAAGAAGAAGAGUUCAGCACUGGCUGCUUUGAAAAGAUAAGUGCAGAUCUUCAGGACCUUAGGAUGCAGCUUCGCCUUCUCAAACAGGAAUCAGCACUCACUCACACAGAAGAAAUGGAAGCACAUAUUUCCAGUGAUGAAGACACCGCAGCGGAGCCCUUCUCCGAGCAUGAUGGCAUACUUCAAGCAUUUAGAGACGAAGAGGAGAGAGACCAUUCAUAUGUACUUGACAUCCUCAUCGACGGCGACAUUCUUAAACCCGAACCGGAUGCCCUCUUUACUGCAGAAUAUCCAGUCAGUCCAAACUUUUUCGACAAGCUCGAGAAGAAAUAUAAGUUGCUCAACUCGUGGUCGAGAUCGGAUCGAAAACUUUUAUUCGAUCUUACGAAUUCUCUUUUGGCGGAUAUCAUCGAACUGAAGACUUCAUCACAAUCCAAAAUGGUUCAUGAUGGCCUUGUUGAGGAAGUAUGGCAGGCAGUGGUUGAGAAAAUGAGCAAUGUGGACAUGAGUUUUGGAGAAAAUCUCACUGCGCUGAAAAGGGUAGAUUUGAGGGAUGAUAAGGAGGAGAUUGGAAGAGAACUGGAGAAUAUAGUAAUGGAUGAUCUUUUGGAUGAGCUUCUUAUUGAACCUAUAAGCUUAUAUUAAGGGUAUGGAUAAAAUGUCUCUCAAGUUUUUCAUCUUUAUCAGAAAACUGCUAUGUUUUAUCAUAGCUUAUACAGGAAUGAUAAUAUUGUAUAGGUUUAAAAGGGAACUCCUGUGAGUACUGUCUGUAACUAUGGUGGUUGAUAUUUGUAGAAGCUUUUGGUGAUGCUAAGAAACUGUGCUCUUAAAGAAAAGGUUUAGGUAAAUU
Molecule: messenger RNA, 3398 nt
Organism: Phalaenopsis equestris
Lineage: Eukaryota; Viridiplantae; Streptophyta; Magnoliopsida; Asparagales; Orchidaceae
Exons: 6
Coding region: 353-3193 (946 amino acids)
Source: RefSeq, a predicted model, not a curated record